This is a messenger RNA of Ochlerotatus camptorhynchus, 3153 nucleotides long. RefSeq names its product lysosome membrane protein 2. Gene Ontology annotation, cellular component: membrane; cytoplasm. The transcript has 6 exons. Bases 118 to 1851 code for a protein of 577 amino acids. Lineage: Eukaryota; Metazoa; Arthropoda; Insecta; Diptera; Culicidae. Gene Ontology annotation, molecular function: scavenger receptor activity. The record is from RefSeq and is a predicted model, not a curated record.
CAUUGUUUGAAGUCGGUCGUAUUUCCUUUCUCCCGGGAACACAAGCCGUAUCCAAGAAAUAGUGAAAUAUUAUAGUUGUACCCAUUAUUUUAGAAACAAAAGAAGGAUUUAUGCACGAUGACAGAGUUAAAGUCGAUUAUUAAUUAUCAAAAUGCUACUCAGCAGCAGCUUGCUACUGGUAUACCUCAACAGAGUUCUCUAAACAACAGUUCUCAUCAGAACAACUCGUCAACUACGCCAAAUUCUAUAAAGUCUCUAAAGAAACAAACAAGUGCACUGGAUAACAUAGUUUUUCAUCUAGGGAUCAGGAAAUCAGAUAGUGAUGAAGCCGACGAUCGGAAUCUUUAUGUAACUCUACUGUUAUUAGGUGUAUUAGUGAUAGUAUUUAUUGCCAGUGUUACUGUUUUUUUUGUUAUGUGGUUUACUGAUAUUUACAACAACUCUUUACUAGAGAACCUCAAACUGAGUUACAACUCAACGGCAGCUGAAUGGUGGGAAAGACCACCAGUUAAUCCGUUACUUAGAGUGCACGUGUUCAAUUAUACCAACUUUGAGGAUUUUUUCAACAAUAAGGCAGAUAAGCUCAAAGUUGUGGAUUUGGGUCCUUACGUGUAUCACGAAACGGCCGAGAAGGUGAACGUUACCUAUCAUGGUGAUGGCACAAUAACGUAUAAAGAAAAGAGAUCUUACCAGUUCCUAGCGAAUCAGUCACAUGGAAUGCAAUACGACAAGGUUGUCGUACCCAACAUACCAAUGCUCACAGCGAUUGCUCAAUAUUAUGACGGAACAUUCAUUCAGAAAGUGUUAUUGAAUGGUGCUCUAAAAAAUGUCAAUGCAAAAGCCUUCAAGGUUCUACCUAUUGAUUCAUUUUUGUGGGGAUAUGAAGACGAGCUUUUGAGCUUGGCUCAGAAGUUUUCAUUUAAUGAUGAAGUAUCGUUCACCAAAUUCGGUAUUCUAAUGACGCGGAAUGGUACCAGCGCCGAAAACUUCACGGUAUAUUCAGGUGAGACGGAUUUAAAACAGCUGGCGAUCAUCAAAGAUUUAAAUGGAAAGUCAUCAUUAGACAUGUGGACAACUGACGAAUGCAAUCGGGUGGAUGGUACAGAUGGAUCACAGUUCCCUCCACAUCUGAUGGAUAAACAACAAACUCUUUACGUUUUCAUCAAAUCAUUGUGUCGUAAAUUUCCCCUGAGCUACGAGAAAGAAGUAACCUUGUUCGAUGGUAUCCCUGCCUGGCGCUACAAGGCUCCAUUGGAUGUCUUUGCUCAUCCUAGUAUUAAUGCAGAUAAUCAAUGUUUCUGCCAUUUGGGAACCGCUUCAUGCCCACCAAGUGGCCUAUUAAAUGCAACUCUAUGUUCCUAUGGUGCACCGAUAUUUGCGUCUUUCCCACAUUUUUAUACCGGUGAUGAAAAACUUCUUGAAACAAUCGAUGGUUUACAUCCUCAAAAAGAAUUACACGAAACAUUUGCUGACAUCCAUCCCAGACUGGCGUUCCCAAUCGAUGGUGCAUCUAGGUUUCAAAUAAAUAUCCAAGUGAGAAAACCAUCGUAUAUACCAGGCUUGGAGCCUUUCAUGGAAGACCAAAUCAUUCCAGUUAUAUGGUUGGAAGUAGUUCCGGGACAUAUUUCAGAAGAAUUACGAAAUAUGAUCUACCACAGUACGUUUAGCGCCAACGCAAUUCAGUUUUCAUUCAAAUAUGGAUCCUUGCUCAUCUGCGUGACUACAUUCGCUCUUUUAGCGAUGACAUGUUAUUUCCGAACGAGAAACAAUUCCAUCGAUCCUUAUGCUGCAACGUCUAACAGUGAACCUACCCAAAAACUUAACUCACUAAACAAUGAAAUGAAAAAUUAGUUUUUUUUAAAUGUAUGUCUUUGUAAAUUUUGUUUAGUUAUAAAUUUAUCCACGUAAAAAAAGAUCUGCCCAACUACUCUUAACUUCACAUAUGCAUUACGGUAGCCUUAAAUACUUGUCCCCAAUUAUCUAAUAAGUGAGUUAUACAAGUCAUUCACGAGAGCAUUCACGUCUAUUUAGGCUGAAUACAAGACUAUCAGGACUGCUUCGUUAAAAAAGCAUAUUUCAUAAAGAUGAUUAAACCAUUCAAGUUAAUAGCCUGUUUCAUGAUUUAUGUGUGUUUGUUAAACUGUGGCCCUUAGGAUAUUUAGUUGCGAUCCGUGGAUGAAUGUCUCGAUAUGUUAACGAUGUGGCUCAUGGAAACCAAAUGUUUUGUAUAAUCGUAAAAGGUGAAUCCAGAAAAUGUUUUAUCAUAUUUUUUUUAACUAUAUAGACCCGAGUAUUUUCGUAAAAUAAACAUUUAAAAAACUCCAAUUACAAUUGAUUUACACAAUUUAGAAAUUAAAAUUUAUACAAUUUAGAUUUGUGAUUUAGUGGCUGAACUGGUAGCAAUUCACUACACUUUGGAAACUAUUGCUUCACUUCUUCCAGACCACUACUUGAAAAUACGAGAGCUGCUUAGUGCUUUAUCCGUGUGCUCUUUCAUCAUCACUUUCGAGUGGGUCUCUUCACAAUGCUCAAUUUUGGGCAAUGAGAAAGCGGGAUUCACUUCCGAAGGUGGGCGCUAUGGAAUGCGAUAUUUAUGAUCGACAAAUCGCCUAUAGUGAAUUUUUCUCUCUUUAUCUAUAAUCAGUGAAGGGAGCUUGGGACGAUUGCUACAUUCAAUUAUCCUUAAGGUGUCGAAGUUUGCAUGGUUCAAAGGGUUGGACUUGGGUCUAGACUUCAUACGCGUGAUGUCUCGUCUCAUGUCCAAUCACUAUUGUCUAAGAUCACAUUUUUAUGAUUCCCUUCGGGCUCGAGGUAGACAACUUAAUGUUCCAGUGCGGUAUAUUUUGGCUAGACGCAAUCUGGAGUUUAUGAAACUCAUAUAUGUUUACUUUAAGAAUAUUAACCUUGGAUUGUAAGUUUGAUUAACCUUGUGUUUAGUUUGUAUUUUGUAAGUGUGGGUUUUUUUCAAUGUUUUUUUUUAAGAUAAAUAGAAAUAAUUUCAUGUUUUAGGAUUGAUUAAAUAUUUGUAUCUUAAACCACAUUUCAAACCUCCUUCUUCCCUUUUCCCAUCCAAAAAAUUGUAAAUCUCCACUAACCUCGAGAUAACCGCGAGUACUCGGUCCAGUCCCUUUAACUUUAAAUAUAAGACAGUAA